This is a messenger RNA of Sycon ciliatum, 3829 nucleotides long. RefSeq names its product membrane-bound transcription factor site-1 protease-like. Lineage: Eukaryota; Metazoa; Porifera; Calcarea; Leucosolenida; Sycettidae. The transcript is spliced from 33 exons. Gene Ontology annotation, cellular component: Golgi apparatus. Bases 262 to 3366 code for a protein of 1034 amino acids. Gene Ontology annotation, biological process: proteolysis. Gene Ontology annotation, molecular function: serine-type endopeptidase activity. The record is from RefSeq and is a predicted model, not a curated record.
CUUUUGAGAGAUCAGUCCUGCUAUCCUGUCACUUAUUGUCACUUGCUGAAGCAGAACGCUACACGUACAAGUCUUGUUAGCUUUGCUUGAUAGACAUUGGCUCAGAACAAUGCCAAACUUCUGUGUCUCCACUAGUCUACACGUUGCGUGGCCACUCAUCUUGAAAAUGGAUUUUGAAUUAUGAGCAUUGCCACCACUGGGCCAGAGUAUUCUCUUCAAAUCAGUUCUGCAGCGACUACGCCGUCAUGUGAAUGAGUAGUCAUGCUGCGUUUUUAUGUCCUUGUCUCCCUUUGCGCCUUUAUUGGCCACCGUGCUCAUGGAGAAGAGUGGUGCCUCGGUGGAUGUGGCCAUUGCCACAACGUGACGACGUCGGAUCUGUUCGUUGAAUUCAGUACUGAUACUAUUCCAGGAGAAUUCAUAGUAUCGUUCAAGGGGUACUAUCGACUCCGUGUGCUUCAUCAAUACGUUCAACAUCGCUUGAUUUCGGCUGGCAUUUCGGAUUGGGAGUUUGGCGAGCGCAGCGCGUUAGUCGCACAACACCCGACUGACUUUGCUGUCGUAAAGAUCAAUGGCAGCUGUGAACCUGCCAUAGCUGCCGUGCAAGGUCAUAGACUAGUGAAGAGUGCCGUUUCUGAAAAGAAAAUCACCCGAACACUCUCAUCUGUAUCACCAGCUGCUGCAGGUGAUGCCGAUCCAUGGAGAACUAGAUGGAUGUCGAGACAGCCGCGUCAUGUAAACAAACCCAAUGAGCCCCGUCCUAGAAACUCUGGUCCCAAUCGCCGGUUGAAUGUUGCCCUGCCUCCAAGACAACAGAUCACCAAUGCAUUACAUGCUGAAGAGCUCUGGGCUAAAGGCUUGUCAGGUGCAGGAGUUCGUGUGGCCGUGUUUGAUACUGGCCUGGCAGAGAGUCAUCCACAUUUCCAACACAUUCGAGACCGAACCAACUGGACAUCCGAACAGACCCUGGAUGAUGGUGUUGGACAUGGUACGUUUGUGGCCGGAGUCAUCAGCAGUUCACGGGAAUGCUUUGGAUUUGCUCAGAACGCUGACCUGUACAUAUUCCGUGUCUUCACAAACAAUCAAGUUUCUUACACUUCCUGGUUUUUGGACGCUUUCAACUACGCCAUCCUGAAGAAGAUACAUGUGCUGAACCUCAGCAUUGGUGGUCCAGACUUUAUGGACCAGCCGUUUGUUGACAAGGUCUGGGAGCUUACAGCCAAUAACGUCAUACUCGUGUCAGCCAUUGGCAAUGACGGCCCACUGUAUGGCACUCUAAACAAUCCAGCAGAUCAGAUGGAUGUGAUAGGUGUGGGUGGCCUAACCCAGGAUGGCAGCAUUGCCAAGUUCUCAUCACGUGGAAUGACCACAUGGGAAUUACCUGCUGGCUAUGGUCGCGUUAAGCCAGAUAUCGUCACGUACGGAACAGAAGUUCGAGGUUCCAAUCUCAAGGGCGGCUGCCGGUCUUUGUCAGGGACUAGUGUUGCUUCUCCGGUGGUGGCAGGAGCUGUCACACUUCUAGCAAGUGCCGUAGUGGAUCAACCUGGUAUUCUCAACCCAGCCAGCAUGAAACAAGCUAUCAUGUCCACUGCCAGUCGUGUAGCUGAUGCUAAUCUCUUCGAGCAGGGUGCUGGAAAGCUAGACCUGUGGAAGGCAUAUCAAUUCUUGAUCAAGUACAAGCCGCACAUAUCGCUUAGUCCCAGCUACGUCGACCAGACUGAAUGCCCGUACAUGUGGCCAUUCUGUUCUCAGCCUCUGUAUGUGGGAGCACAGCCAAUGACAGUCAAUGUCACGGUGUUGAACGGCAUGGCUGUUUCAGGAAGGUUUCUUGGCCAGCCGAGAUGGCAUCCGCUAUCAUUGGCUAAUGGCGACCUGAUCAAGGUCUCUCUGGAUUGGGCUCCUGUGUUGUGGCCGUGGGCUGGCUAUUUGGCUGUAUCCAUUGCUGCACGUCCGGAAGCAGCUAACUUUGAAGGCACUGCAGAGGGAUAUGUAGUUGUUACUGUCAUAUCGGACACAGUGGAAUCUACUGGUGGUAGCAUGAUAUCCAAUGCUACACUACCCAUCAAAGUGCGCCUUAUACCUACGCCUCCAAGGCACAAACGUCUGCUUUGGGACCAAUACCACAACCUGGGAUAUCCACCUGGCUACUUUCCACGAGAUAAUCUACGCAUGAAGACGGACCCUUUGGACUGGAAUGGUGAUCAUAUACACACAAACUUCAGGCCUCUCUAUGAACAUCUGCGCACAAAUGGUUAUUACAUUGAAGUUCUCGGUGCACCGUUUACUUGCUUCGAUGCCUCCCAGUAUGGUGCGCUCAUGAUCGUAGACCCGGAGGAGGAGUUCUUCCAGGAAGAGAUUGCCAAGCUGCGGAAUGACGUACAGCACAACGGCUUGUCCCUUAUGGUCCUGGCUGACUGGUACAACACAUCGGUCAUGAGGCGUAUUCAGUUCUUUGACGAAAACACAAAGCAAUGGUGGAUCCCUGAUACUGGUGGUAGUAACAUACCUGCUCUAAACCGUCUCCUACAACCGUGGUCCCUGGCAUUUGGUGACACGGUAUGGGAAGGUGAUUUCACUGUCGGACAUCAUAGCACUUAUCUUGCCUCAGGUACUAGCUUUGUUAGUGUUCCUGAUCAGGCACUAGUGCUCUCUGCACGUAUGAAAAACCAAGGCGAGGAAGUGUUGGCAGGUACAGCUGCUGUACAUAAUGAUGUUCCCAUACUGGCAUUACUGCCCAGGGUUGAUAGCUUGUCGUCCAGUGGCCGCAUUGCUGCAUAUACGGACUCAAACUGCGUGGAUGGUAGUCACAUGCAGAAAGAUUGCUUCUGGCUUAUUGAUCAUCUACUUCGCUUCCUGAUUUCCGGCACCGUGCCACCAGAGAUGCAGACAAAGCCGUCAUUUGGGAUGGUAUUACCGACACCUCCCGCCCUCGAUUCCCUAGCAGGUCGUUUCUCCCAGUUUUCCAAAGUGCUUUCCAAGGUCGACCAACAGCCACUACCAAUUCCAGCAUGUCGUAAUCUGACCUGGGCAACGGCACAUUCUGUCAACCACACCCUGCCGAUACUGCCACCACUACCUGAAGAUAAUCCAAUCACAGAUGUAGAUGAUGUGAAGAAACAUCGCCAUCACACUGAGGAGAUCUUUCAGCCUCCGGAACCACACAUUCCUCCGCAGUCCAUUGACGAGUUUGCGUCUCAGCCGAUUGCAGUGCAUCAGCCUCCACUGGCCGCGGUUUCGCUGGCCCUGAUUGCGUUCAUCUUGUUCAUCUUUGUUGUGGCUCGCUGGUGCUGCUCCGCGCCCACCAGUCGCAACAUUCCACGCAACCCAGCGCUUGGACAACCACGCCGCCGAUCCGGUAGUAGUGCAUGACACUGAGGACGGUAGAUCACCAGCCAUGUAGCCAUCCUGUGGUGUACCAUCCCCGUUGCCAUCCAUGACGGGAAAACCCCCUUGACUGAACAUGAAUAUAGAAACUUGAAUGGAAAUCAAGCUCUCCGCAGCACUCAUAUAAUUUAUUUGUUCCAUCGUAAACCUUUUCACACCGCCAACCCAGUACAGAAAAUAGUCGCUAUGAAUCAUUUACGAAACACAAUAGAGAUCUAGGCAGGCUCGGAGAGUCCAGCAGCAUACAUUUGUCAUAUGUUUGUACCGAUGUGUUUUGAGUUGUUUUAACGUACAUUACAAGCAGGUUCUUGUGUUCUUUGUCCAUAUUUUGAGCAGGAAAAAUGGUGAUGCAUUCUUGGCUACUUUUCCACAAUAAUUAUUUUAUUCUUUAUCUGGUGUCAAGCUAACACUCCUUGCAUACACUUUAAAUACAGCAUGUCUAGCAGCA